AUGGCUGUGGCCUCCGCUGCCCCAGGGAGCAUCUUCUAUAAGCAGCUCCUUUUCUCUCUCCUGGUUCUGUUAUUAUUUGGUGAUGCUUAUCAAGAAAUUGUUUUCUACGUUCCUUCCUUUAUUCCAGCUAAUAAAGUAGUUGCCAAAGUGGACCUGAAGAAGUAUGCUGAGCCUGAUGCCGUAAUCGCUGACAGCAGUGCCAACCCAAAGGACUUUAAAGUUGAAAAAGAUGGCACAAUUUAUGCACAACGUGACCUCCAUUUGUCUUCUCCAACACCUAUUACCGUUUUAAUCACAGAUGCAGAUCAACAGAAAAUGAACUAUAUUUCACUGGUGCUAUCUACAGAAAAGGUAUAGCAAAGGAGACAUCCUAAAAGUACAUCUCUCCGGCGCAGCAAGAGAAGAUGGGCUCCCAUUCCCUGUUCGCUGAUGGAGAACUCUUUGGGUCCAUUUCCCCAGCACGUCCAGCAGAUUCAGUCUGAUGCUGCACAGAAUUACACUGUCUUUUACUCCAUAAGUGGGCCAGGAGUGGACAAAGAGCCCUUCAACCUGUUCUACAUAGAGAAAAACAGUGGAGACAUUUAUUGCACAAGAAGCAUUGACCGGGAGCAGUACAAUCAGUUUUUGAUAUAUGGCUAUGUGACAACUGCAGAUGGCUACGCACCAGAUUUUCCCCUCCCCUUGUUAUUCAAAGUUGAAGAUGAUAAUGAUAAUGCUCCGUAUUUUGAAACCAAAUUGACAGUGUUUAGUGUGCCUGAAAAUUGCAGAACUGGUACGUCUGUAGGACAGGUGACUGCUAUAGACCUUGAUGAACCUGACACCCUACAUACUCGUCUGAAAUACAAAAUCUUGCAGCAAAUUCCAGAUCAUCCAAAGCAUUUCACGAUACAUCCGGACACAGGGGUCAUCACAACAACUACUCCUUUACUGGAUAGAGAGAAAUGUGAUACUUAUCAAUUAAUAAUGGAGGUGCGAGACAUGGGGGGCCAACCAUUUGGUUUGUUUACCACUGGAACAAUUACUAUUUCACUUGAAGAUGAAAAUGACAAUUCACCAUAUUUCACACAAACUUCUUAUUUUACUGAAGUAGAAGAAAAUAGAAUAGAUGUUGUGAUCUUGCGGAUGACGGUACAGGACCAAGAUUUAGCACACACUCCUCACUCAAAGGCUGUGUACACAAUCCUACAAGGAAAUGAGAACGGCAACUUCAAGAUUAGCACAGACCCAGAAACCAACGAAGGAAUCCUGUGUGUUGUCAAGCCGUUGAACUACGAGCUCAAUCGUCAAGUCAUUUUGCAAAUUGGUGUACUUAAUGAAGCACAGUUUACUAAAGCAGCAAACUCACCCCUUCCUACAAUGUGUACCACAACCGUCACUGUUAAAAUUAAAGACAGUGAUGAGGGGCCUGAAUGCCAACCACCAGUGAAAGUCAUUCAGAGUAAAGAUGGCCUCCCAAUUGGCAAAGAGCUCUUGGGCUACAAAGCGCUGGACCCAGAAUCACGCAACGGGGAAGGCUUAAGAUAUAAGAAGAUAAAAGAUGAAGAUAACUGGUUUAACAUUGAUGAAAACACUGGAAAUUUGAAAACUGUGAAAAUACUAGAUAGAGAAUCAAAAUUUGUAAAAAACAACCAGUACAAUGUUUCAGUUGUGGCAGUGGAUACAGCUGGCCGAUCCUGCACAGGAACACUAGUCGUCUUUUUGGAAGAUUAUAAUGAUCACCCACCACAAAUCGAUAAAGACGUGACCAUUUGCCAGCACAGUCAAGAUUACGCUGUUCUGGAGCCUGAAGAUCCAGAUGGGCCUGACAACGGGCCACCUUUUGAAUUCCUUCUGGAUAGUUCCGUCAAUAAACUUUGGAGUAUAGAACCCAAGGAUGGUAAACGUGCCAUCCUCCGUGGACGGCAACAUCUCGAGAACGACUAUUACUCUGUGCCUAUCCACAUACAAGACAGACAUGGUGUCUCUGCAAAACACGUUUUGUCAGUGAGAGUAUGUGACUGCACAACUCCGUCGGAAUGCAGAAUGAGCGUCAGAGACGUCCAAGUGCCACGCUCAAACGUAAUUCUUGGCAAGUGGGCGAUCCUUUCCAUGAUCCUGGGGGCUGCACUGUUACUGUGUAUGAUAUUUGCAUGUUUCUGUGUCACUACUAAGACAAAAGUAAAGAAAUGUUUUCCAGAGGAUGUAGCCCAGCAAAACUUAAUUGUAUCAAAUACUGAAGGACCCGGAGAAGAAGUAACGGAAGCAAAUAUUCGACUGCCCAUGCAGACAUCCAACAUCUGUGACACAAGCGUGUCUGUUGGCACUCUUGGUGGCCAGGGAAUUAAAAGACAGCAAAGCUUUGAGAUGGCCAGAGGAGGCUACACUCUGGAUUCCAACAAAGGAGGUGGCCAUCAAACCUUGGAGUCCAUGAAGGGAGGAACAGACACCGGCAAGUACACCUACACGGACUGGCAGAGCUUCACCCAGCCUCGGCUUGGCGAAAAGGUGUACCGGUGUGGCCAAGACGAGGAACAUAAGCAUUCGGAAGACUACGUUCGUACAUAUAACUACGAAGGCAAAGGGUCCGUGGCAGGCUCGGUGGGCUGCUGCAGCGACCGGCAGGAGGAAGAAGGGCUGGAGUUUCUAGAUCACCUGGACCCCAAAUUUAGGACAUUAGCAAAGACAUGCGCAAAGAAAUAAAUGUGCC
Messenger RNA from Octodon degus (degu), 2686 nucleotides. It is a transcript of the gene Dsc1, whose product is annotated as desmocollin 1. The record is from RefSeq and is a predicted model, not a curated record. Gene Ontology annotation, cellular component: plasma membrane; desmosome. Gene Ontology annotation, biological process: homophilic cell-cell adhesion. Gene Ontology annotation, molecular function: calcium ion binding. The transcript has 16 exons. NCBI's taxonomy places the organism in Eukaryota, Metazoa, Chordata, Mammalia, Rodentia, Octodontidae.